UGAUCCACAAACACCAGCAGUGGGAGAACACAUCACGAGCACAAGCUUGUAUCCUGACCUAACAUCUUUACACAAUGUCCAGUGAUGAUCCAGAAACCAGCGCAGCACUUCAGGCCUCCGGAGAGCCCACUUUGAAAAAAGCAACACAAAAAGCACGAAAACAAAUCGAUCAGCUAUUUAACAUCUCACUUCACAUCGCUGUAACUGGAGAAUCAGGCACAGGAAAGUCAAGUUUUAUCAACGCAAUCAGAGAGCUGGACCAUGAUGAUGAAGGUGCAGCUAAAACUGGAGUUACUGAAACCACAACUGAGCCAAGAUCUUACGAACAUCCCACAAUGCCCAACGUAAUCCUUUGGGACUUGCCUGGAAUCGGAACGCCAAAGUUUAAAGCUCGUAGAUACCUUAAAACCAUGGAGUUCAGCAGGUACGACUUCUUCAUCAUCAUAUCAUCUGAGAGAUUUAAAGAGAAUGACAUUCUGCUGGCUAAAGAGAUCAAAAAAAGGAAAAAGCUCUUUUACUUUGUAAGAUCUAAGAUAGACAAUGAUAUUCGAGCAGAGGAAAAGAAAAAGGGCUUUGACCGGGAAGAAACACUCUCACGGAUCAGAAUAAACUGCCGAGAAAACUUGAAAGAAAUUGACAAUCCAAAAGUUUUUCUCAUAUCGUCGGAAGACAUAAAAGCAUUUGAUUUUGAAAAGCUCAUUGAAACUCUGAUGUCAGAUCUCCCGCAGCACAAACAGUCUGCUCUGCUGCAGUCAGUGCCCAUCACCUCCAUAGCCAUAUUAAAAAGAAAGGUGAAAAUGUUUGAGAAAGCAGCGUGGGCCGCAGCCCUUUGCUCCGGAGCCAUUGCUGCAGCUCCAGUACCUGGGCUCUCGGUGGCUUGUGAUGCCACUAUCUUGGUGGCUUUCUUUACGAGGUGUUAUUACUCAUUUGGCCUGGAUGAUAAAUCCCUGAAAAAACUGUCUGAGCGAGUCAACAAGCCAGAGCUGGAAUCUUUUAUAAAAUCACCUCUUGUAGUGGCGUUGGCAACGAGAUCCACGGCGAGAGUGUCGGUAUCAGCAGUGGCCGGAGGAGCUGUGCUGGAGUACCUGUGCAGCUUGGUGCCUGGUGUGGGAAGUGCUGCAGCAGCUGGGGUUUCUUUUGUUUGUACUUUAACGCUUUUAAAGAAUGGACUGAAUGAACUUGAACAUGCAGCACUGAAGCUGCUAAAAGAGGCGGGGCUAGAGUGACAAGAAAGUGCCAAAAGUGAUACAAUAGAAGGGUGUGAGCCUUGGCAGUAAUGAAACUAGUGCAAUGUUUCAAAUCAA
Clarias gariepinus (North African catfish) is the source of this 1304-nucleotide messenger RNA. Its product is annotated as interferon-inducible GTPase 5-like. The transcript is spliced from 2 exons. Gene Ontology annotation, molecular function: GTP binding. Gene Ontology annotation, cellular component: membrane. Lineage: Eukaryota; Metazoa; Chordata; Actinopteri; Siluriformes; Clariidae. The coding region runs from base 75 to 1226 and encodes 383 amino acids. The record is from RefSeq and is a predicted model, not a curated record.